UUUUUUCUUUUUUAAACGUCAAAGGGCAACGUGAGACUCACCACGUAUUCACAGUGUGACAAACACACACGGCAAUACACGUCGAGUGUCAGUGGAUGAGAGGCGCGCGCAGGAGCGGAUCACACACGGCGUUCAGGAAAGCCUAAGUGUAUCUUGCAUCGGAACCUGCGUGCAAAACUGCGCGUUCACGACUGACCUGCCGCUCCCAUUUCACUGGAACAUGGAGGGGGAGAAAAAGGAAGUGACAUGCUAUCUUCUGUUCUCUCUGGCCACGGCUGUUAUUGGCUCCCUGCAGUUCGGCUACAACACAGGGGUCAUCAAUGCACCUGAGCAGAAACUGCGUACAUUCUUCAACAACACAUGGAUGGAACGUUAUCACAAGCCCAUUGAGCCUGGAGUGUGCACAGUCGUGUGGAGUUUAGCAGUGGCUAUCUUCAGCGUGGGUGGAAUGAUGGGCUCCUUCAGUGUUGGUGUCCUUGCCAAUAAGUUUGGACGACGCAAUUCCAUGUUUUUGGUGAAUAUCUUGGCCUUGAUCGGUGGAGGACUCAUGGGGCUUUGCACUCUUUCCUCUUCUUUUGAGAUGGUUAUCGCUGGCCGCUUGGUUAUUGGCCUCUUCUGUGGCCUUUUCACUGGUCUCACCCCUAUGUAUGUGGGGGAAAUUUCACCCACUCCUCUCCGGGGAGCUUUUGGGACUCUACACCAGCUUGGCGUGGUAAUAGGCAUCUUGAUUGCACAGAUCUUUGGCCUGGAGUUUCUGCUAGGCUCAGAUAAAUUGUGGCCUCUGCUGCUGGCUCUGACUGUGAUCCCUGCUGUACUACAAUGUUUGCUGCUACCUUUCUGCCCUGAGAGUCCACGCUAUCUCCUCAUUAAUCUUAAUAAAGAAGAACAGGCUCGCAAAGCAUUGGUGCGUCUCCGUGGCUAUGAGGAUGUGUCAAAGGAAAUGCAAGAGAUGAAGGAAGAAGGUAUAAAAAUGAACAUGGAAAAGAGGAUGACCAUCCCGGAGCUCUUCCGCACAGCUGUGUAUCGUCAGCCGCUUCUCAUUGCUAUCAUGAUUCAGCUCUCCCAACAACUGUCGGGGAUCAAUGCUGUGUUCUACUACUCAACGGGUAUUUUUGCAUCUGCUGGUGUGACCAAGCCAAUAUAUGCUACCAUCGGAGCUGGAGUUGUGAACACUGUUUUCACUGUGGUAUCUCUCUUCCUUGUUGAAAGAGCUGGACGAAGGACUUUACAUCUUAUUGGCUUGGGUGGCAUGGCAGUCAGUGCCCUGGUAAUGACCAUCACCCUUGCAUUGGACCACAUCGAGUCUCUAAAAUACCUGAGCAUUGCAGCAGUGUUUGCCUUUGUGGCGAUGUUUGAGAUGGGUCCAGGACCCAUCCCAUGGUUCAUUGUUGCUGAGCUUUUCUCUCAAGGACCACGGCCUGCCGCCAUGGCCGUUGCAGGAUGUUCCAACUGGACGGCCAACUUCCUUGUGGGCAUAAGUUUCCCAAAGUUAAAGGAACUGUGUGGACCAUAUGUUUUCAUUAUCUUCAUGAUCUUCCUCAUCUUCUUUUUCAUCUUCACAUACUUCCGUGUUCCUGAGACCAAGGGCCGGACCUUUGAAGAGAUUGCUCAAGGCUUCAGUGGUGCUCCGCCUCCUCCAAGCACCAGUGUACAGGAGGUUGAUGCGGUCACAGUGCCUACCACUAUAGUCAAGGAAAAAGUCCCAUUGGUGGCGACGAAUUCUGAAGCGAAGGAGAAGAGAAGUUCCUCUGGGAGCAUUUCUAGAGAAGCUGUGAAUGGCAACCUGUAUGGGUGGCUGUGUAAAACCACAUCUGGAGGAGUCUCAAUUUGGCUAGCAGGGAUUUUUCCAUGGUGGCGUUGGAGUCUACUUUAAAACCAAGGUUUCAGCGUACUUUCAAAACACAACAGAAAACAACAAAAAAAUUUGUGUCUUUCGCUCUGUCAGGUUCAAUAUCACGCUUCAUGGCAUGCUUUAUAAUAACGCUUGCUCGUGCGUUAUUGAAAAACUCUGAAAGUACAAAAAGACAUACAUAAAUAAACUCGGGCUAGUAAGGCACAGGUGAGAAUCAUCACGUGUUACCUGCCAGUUCGAUCCGCCACCUCUCUGUCCACAACUGACGUUUGACCACACCGCUGCUGCAACAGGAACCAAAUCAAUUUUUUUUUCAUUAUUAUUAUUAGUAAUGAUAUGCCAUAGAACAGGGGUGUUAUCCACUGUUUUUAUCCAGAAAGGGCCAGUAUGGCUGCAAUCUCCAAUCAACUAUCAAGUGUGCCUCCAAUUUGGCUGUAAUAAAAACUUGCAGCCACAUCAGCUCUUUCAGGAUAAGAUCGAAGACCCUACCAUAGAAUGUAAAGAAAAUAUUACCAAAUAUUACUCAUACAUUGUAAUCACCAACCUGCAUUAGUGGCUUCACUGUAAACACCAUUUCAUGUGCAAAGCUAUAGAGGUAUUUUGUUAUAAAUAAAUAUUUUAAACAUUUUAAAGUAAAUUUAUCCAUAUUUAAAUUAUUAUCAAUGUUUUAUCUUGAUUCCUCUUCUGCUUCUAGACAAAUAUUAAGAGAGUAUAUAAGUAGAAAGAAUAUACAUCUUAACAUAUUUUUCCCUUCACAGUGAAACAGUCAACAUUUCUGAAGUUUUGUGUGUGUAAAAGAUUGUCCCUCUAAUCACUGGAUAAAUAAAUAAAUAAAAUGAUUGUGAA
Messenger RNA from Ictalurus punctatus (channel catfish), 2698 nucleotides. It is a transcript of the gene slc2a3a, whose product is annotated as solute carrier family 2 member 3a. Gene Ontology annotation, biological process: monosaccharide transmembrane transport; response to insulin. Lineage: Eukaryota; Metazoa; Chordata; Actinopteri; Siluriformes; Ictaluridae. The transcript has 12 exons. Gene Ontology annotation, cellular component: basolateral plasma membrane; apical plasma membrane. Gene Ontology annotation, molecular function: hexose transmembrane transporter activity. The record is from RefSeq and is a predicted model, not a curated record. Bases 221 to 1873 code for a protein of 550 amino acids.